This is a messenger RNA of Echinostoma caproni, 606 nucleotides long. NCBI's taxonomy places the organism in Eukaryota, Metazoa, Platyhelminthes, Trematoda, Plagiorchiida, Echinostomatidae. The record is from the annotation of a GenBank genome assembly.
AUACAUACUGAUACAAUUUUAAUGAAGGGGGAAGCGGCCAGUCCGAGUGCUGCCAUACAACACACAGAGUGGGAAAGUCUGGUGGUGGUGGUGCGAUUCGAACACGUCCGCCGGGGUAACAAUUUGGUAACGUUGCCACGGGGCCACCACCACCCAAGAACGAUUUUGUCGCACUACUUUCGUUUAUCACGUGCACCUGUUCUUCUAGGAUUCCCAAACGCUGGCAAAUCAAGUUUAUUGAAGGCGCUAUCCAGCGUCCAGGUGAAAAUUGCCAGCUACCCGUUCACAACUAUCCAACCACAGGUCGCCCAUUGUAAAUAUUUUGAUGGCCGGAUGAUCAGUUUGGCUGAUUUGCCAGGUGACUUGACUUCCAAGGGCGAUUGCUGUGUGUGGAACGGAGACCAAGGUGCUGUGCAUUCAGGUUUUCAGCUGUCCAUUGCGUCGAAAGUGCCAUUUUGCUCCAGGAGGCGGUGCAAGACAACUUUCUUCAGGUCAUUUGAUUUAAGCAGUAAACGUCUAAAUCAAUACAAUCAUCGCCGCUGUAUGAGUGUGCGCAGCCGUGUGAGACGAAAACACCAGUUUCUGAUUGCCUCAUUUGGGACAUGA